AUGGACGACCAUAACAAAAACAAAACUACCAUCUGUAGGAGCGGGCGCGACGUGGUAGGGGACCAGGACGCGCGCGAUGUUCGACUACAGCUCUACAUCUCCUUGACACUCGGCGUGGGAGCAUUUCUACUCUUCUGUUUCCUGCGACCACGGUGGAAAGGCUUGUACGCUGCACGCAAGAAGCAAAACAACCUUGCGACUGCGCUUCCUGCGCUUCCGGAUACCUUCUUCGGCUGGAUAGUACCCCUGUGGAAGAUCACAGAUGAGCAGGUGCUAGCCUCGGCUGGUCUAGAUGCCUAUGUGUAUCUCGCAUUCUUCAAACUCGCAAUCAAAUUCCUCCUCGUCACGCUGUUCUUCGCACUCGCCGUAAUCAAACCGGUUCACGAUACCCAUCCGGAGGGGAAAAAACCGCCCUCUGGUGGCGAUGGCGACAAGAAGGGCGAACACCUUGAGAUGCGCUCAGACACAUUGUGGACAUCCUGGGCCGAGUACGACUAUUACAACUACACAGACUACCUCUGGAUGUACCUCGUGUUUGUCUACCUCUUCACAGCGCUCAUCCUAUACCUGAUUGUUUCGGAGACCAGACGGAUCAUCGACAUAAGACAAGCGUACCUGGGCAGUCAAACAACCAUCACCGAUCGGACGAUUAGACUAUCCGGAAUCCCGUUGGAUCUGCGCUCCGAGGAUAAAAUAAAGCAAUUCAUAGAAGACCUCCAAAUCGGCAGGGUUGAAAGUGUGACGCUUUGUAGGAAUUGGAAAGAGUUGGACGAUAAGAUGAUCAGGCGACAGACUAUACUGCGAAAGCUUGAAGAAGCCUGGACGGUCCAUUUGGGAAGCAGGAGGGUUGAACGCAGCUUGGAAACCCUGCCUGUGGUUCAGCCUCAUCCCCCGCAGGCCAGUGCGGACGACCGGGAAGACAGUCGACUUCUCAACGGCACUGAUAGAGAUCCUGAUGACGUUGUUCCAUAUGCACGCCAGCGACCAAAAGCGAAAAUCUGGCACGGUCCCCUUAGGCUGCGUUACAAGACCGUCGAUGCCAUCGACUACUACGAAGAGAAGCUUCGCAGACUGGAUGACCAAAUCCAGGCGCUGCGCAAGGAAGAGUUUGAACCAGUGCCGCUGGCUUUCGUGACGAUGGACAGUGUGGCAAGUGCACAGAUGGCCAUACAAGCUGUCUUGGACCCGUCGCCCCUUCAGCUUCUUGCGAACAACAGCCCCGCUCCAUCUGAUGUUGUUUGGCCCAACACCUAUCUCUCACGGAGUCAACGCAUAUUCAGGUCUUGGACCAUCACGUUCUUCAUUGGAGUAUUGACCAUCUUCUGGGCUCUCAUCCUUGUCCCGAUCGCUGGCGCAUUGAACACCUGCGCUAUCGAGGAAGUCUUCCCGCGGCUGGCAUACGCCCUCACGCAGCACCCACUCUUGGAACAGCUGGUGAACUCGUUCUUGCCGACUCUAUCAGUGACGUUGCUCAACGUACUCGUGCCAUUCCUCUAUGAUUGGUUGGCGAACAAGCAAGGCAUGAUCUCGCAAGGUGACGUCGAGCUGUCUGUCAUAUCAAAGAACUUCUUCUUCACGUUCUUCAACUUCUUUAUCUGGUUCACGAUUCUCGGAACUGCAUCCAACUUUGUGGACUUGUUGAGCAAGGUCUCGGAGAGACUGACGAGCGCUACGGAGAUUGCUUUCGCACUGGCUAGAUCUCUGUCGGCUCUAAUCGGCUUCUACACCAACUUUAUCAUCUUGCAAGCCUUCGGUUUGUUCCCGUUCCGCCUGUUAGAGUUUGGCGCCCUCUCAUUGUAUCCCAUCUACUUGAUCGGAGCGAAGACACCCCGAGACUACGCAGAACUCGUACAGCCUCCCGUCUUCAGCUAUGGUUUCUUCCUGCCUCAGACUAUACUUAUAUUCAUCAUCUGUCUUGUCUACAGUGUCUUGAGAGAUUCUUGGCAGGUCCUUCUGAUCGGUCUUGCAUACUUCAUCAUUGGUCAAUUCGUCCACAAAUACCAACUGCUCUACGCAAUGGAGCAUCGCCAGCAUUCGACGGGCAGAGGCUGGACAAUGAUGUGCGACCGUGUCAUCAUUGGAGUAGUAUUCUUCCAAGCAACAGUCGCUGGACAGCUGGCUUUGAAAAAAGCAUUCAAACGCGCUGUCAUGGUUGCACCACUGGCGAUUGCAACUGUCUGGUUCUUGUUCAUCUACGCACGAACAUAUCGACCUCUGAUGAAAUUCAUUGCUCUCCGGAGUCUGCACGAUCCCGAGCGAUCAAACUUAGGACGCGACGUUCAAGAGGACGCUGUUCACGCCCAACGCGAUGGGCAAACUCGACAAGUAGGCCGGCUCACAUUGGAUGAAGCCAGAGAGCGUGGCCUGAAGUUCGAGAUUCCAAGUCUUGUUAUGCCUUUGAACGAAGCUUGGCUUACGAACAAGAACGCAAGAUCCACAAAUACGUCCGAUGGAUCCACUCCGCACAGCAGCAAUGGUGGUACUUGA
Molecule: messenger RNA, 2487 nt
Organism: Didymella exigua CBS 183.55
Lineage: Eukaryota; Fungi; Ascomycota; Dothideomycetes; Pleosporales; Didymellaceae
Product: DUF221-domain-containing protein
Exons: 6
Coding region: 1-2487 (828 amino acids)
Cellular component (GO): plasma membrane
Molecular function (GO): calcium-activated cation channel activity
Source: RefSeq, a predicted model, not a curated record